Molecule: messenger RNA, 1687 nt
Organism: Tarenaya hassleriana
Lineage: Eukaryota; Viridiplantae; Streptophyta; Magnoliopsida; Brassicales; Cleomaceae
Product: protein DETOXIFICATION 16
Exons: 8
Coding region: 84-1541 (485 amino acids)
Biological process (GO): xenobiotic detoxification by transmembrane export across the plasma membrane
Cellular component (GO): membrane
Molecular function (GO): xenobiotic transmembrane transporter activity; antiporter activity
Source: RefSeq, a predicted model, not a curated record
UACAUCUAAUCUGUAUAUAUAUAGUAGUCAACGAUGAUUUGAAACAUGAGGCUCUCUGCAAUUUUCUUCUUCCGAAAGAAAAAAUGGAGGGACUGGAAGAAACGAUGAUUGUAGGAGACAAGAAGAAGAAGUGGACGGCGAGAGAGGAAGUGAAGAAGCAGACAUGGCUGUCUGGUCCGUUGAUCGGAGUGACUUUGCUUCAGUUCUGUCUCCAAAUCAUCUCCCUCAUGUUCGUCGGCCAUCUCGGCUCUCUCCUUCUCUCCUCCGCCUCCGUCGCCUCCUCCUUCGCCUCCGUCUCCGGCUUCACCCUCCUCAUGGGUAUGGCGAGUGCGUUAGAGACGCUAUGUGGCCAAUCAUAUGGAGCCAAAUUUUACGAUGAGUUAGGGAUACAGAUGCAAAGAGCGAUGAUUGUUCUUCUCAUACUCAGUGUUCCUCUCUCAUUCAUCUGGGCAAACACGACGCAGAUCCUCCUGUUCUUCCGACAAGACGAAUCCAUCGCUAACCACGCCGGUUCCUACGCCUUGUUCAUGAUCCCGAGCCUCUUCCCCUUCGGUCUUCUUCAGUGCCUCAACAGGUUCUUACAGGCUCAGAACAAUGUCAUCCCUCUACUGUUUUGCUCUGGAAUCACUACUCUCCUACACUUGAUUCUCUGUUGGGUCUUGGUGUUGAAAUCUGGUUUUGGGCUUAAGGGUGCUGCCAUGGCGAUUUCGGUUUCUUAUUGGGUGAAUGUCAUUCUCCUGUCUUGUUAUAUCAAGUUCUCGUCGUCUUGCUCUCGGACUUGGACAGGUUUCUCUGCGGAGGCGUUACACGACAUCCCUGCUUUCUUGAAGCUUGCUGUUCCUUCUGCACUUAUGGUCUGCUUGGAGUUGUGGUCAUUCGAGCUUCUGGUUCUUCUAUCGGGCCUUCUCCCUAACCCAGUGUUGGAAACUUCUGUUCUUUCCAUCUGUCUGAAUACCUCAAUGGCUGUCUGGAUGAUCCCGGUUGGACUCAGUGGUACCACGAGUCUUCCUUCAUUCCGAGCCCUGCAGCACAAGGGUAUCGAACGAAUUAGGAGCAGGAAAUCCCGAGAUGGCAAAGCAGGCAGUGCAUGUGGCCAUAACUAUAUUCAUUUCAGAGGGCAUCAUAGUCUCGUCGGUUUUGUUACUCAUACGAAACGUCUGGGGAUAUGCUUACAGCGACGAAACACAAGUCGUCGUUUAUGUUGCAAAGUUGAUGCCUUUCCUCGCCUUAUCCACUUUCCUCGACGGCUUCCAGUGCAUUCUCUCAGGAGUGGCCAGAGGAUGUGGAUGGCAGAAGAUUGGAGCGAUAGUGAAUCUUGGAUCAUAUUAUCUGGUCGGGCUUCCAUCUGGAUUGCUACUCGGAUUCUUCUUCCAUUUCGGCGGUCAGGGGCUUUGGUUGGGACUCAUAUGUGCUCUCAUCGCUCAAGUUCUGUGUCUCUGUCUGGUCACGAUACGCACCAAUUGGUACGAAGAGGCCAAGAAAGCUACAAACAGAGUUGGGUGUGCACUGACACAAGAAAGCUCUUGACAGUGAAUGAAUGAACCAAUCCUCUGUCCAAAGGAACAAAGCUUUGAUUUCGUUCUUCUUCCCAUAUAGAUAGAAGAUGGAUGAAUGCCAUUUAUCCACAUCUUUUUGUGUUUGGUUUGGUUCAAUGAAAUCUACAUUUUCAUGGAUACAAUUGCAUUCA